Aspergillus niger is the source of this 915-nucleotide messenger RNA. RefSeq lists its product as hypothetical. The record is from RefSeq and is a predicted model, not a curated record. Bases 1 to 915 code for a protein of 304 amino acids. Lineage: Eukaryota; Fungi; Ascomycota; Eurotiomycetes; Eurotiales; Aspergillaceae. The transcript is spliced from 3 exons.
AUGAAUAUCGAGGACUCCAAGUAUGAAAACAUAUCUUAUCUUCCUAUGGGCCCGUUCGUCCAGCAAAUCGACAACAACUACACAAGCCAAUCCCUUUCUUACCAAGAUGCCAACUUGGCUUCAUGCCGCUUCCUGGGGAAACUCCGCUCCCGUCUGCAAAAGCCCAUCCGAAUCACAUACUUCCCCGAUAUUGAAGUACUACUAAUAAAAGCCCCCAUUCUGGCCCUUGAAACAGUCCCGCAAUCACAAUUAAUGAGACCUCAACAGUUUCAUAUCAAACCAGGCUUCCAUCUUCCUCACUGGUGGUUCAUGGAGCGCGUCUCCCCCGUCGCCAAGCCGCCGUCGCUGCUGAUAUCGCGGGGUUGUCUCUUGUCUCCUCGCGCCCCCGUCAUCUACAAGGGCGAGACGGUUACAUUCGCGAAUGUUUUGGCCGCCCCAGCUACUAAGGGUCCGGUUCUCCUGAGGGUACACACAAGGACCAGUGGGAUGUUCCUGUCCCGCAGCAGGUCGGGAUCGCGGAGUGGGCUUCGGCAUAAUUCGUGGAUCUGCCUGCGGCAGUUUCAUGCCGUUGGUAUUGGCCUCGACUGGGCGUUAGACAUGGAACAUAGGACCAGCGAGCUGGCCAUAGUCACUGUUCCUAGGCUGGGUUUGCUGCUGCUCAUUGGUUUUGUCCGUCUGCCCAAUAGCAAGGGGAUGCGCCUGCAGCCGGAUAAUACCCUCAAAGUGUUCUUCGAUACGGAGAAUCUCAGCCCGGAUUCCGCGUGGUCGGCAGUCGUUACCGACAGCAUCAGUUUCACACCCCUCCGGAGCCUAUACUAUCAGCAUCACCCGUCCGUGAGACAGGGAAGGGCGCGCCUGGAGGACACUUCCCGCCGAGUUGGAACCCCGCGCCAUCCCAUUCGAGGCCCUGGAUGA